Molecule: messenger RNA, 1169 nt
Organism: Xenia sp. Carnegie-2017
Lineage: Eukaryota; Metazoa; Cnidaria; Anthozoa; Malacalcyonacea; Xeniidae
Product: ubiquitin-like protein 3
Exons: 5
Coding region: 250-639 (129 amino acids)
Source: RefSeq, a predicted model, not a curated record
GUUUGGCAAAUUCGCAACUGCAAGUGUUGCUUUCUUUGUGAGUGUAAAAUCAAAGAACAAACGUAAAUUAUGGUAGUUAUGGAUAGUUUUGACAUGUUGCUGCCUUAAUAUAAUUUGAAUUGCUUUUAUUCAAAGAAUUAUAUAUAUUUGCUAUUCUUUACGGGUUUUUUUGUCUUAAAGAGCUAAUCAAACGUGAUAAACUUUCGGCAUUUUGUCCUCUAUUAUAUAUCUCGAAAGAAAACCGUGGACAUGUCGGAUGCUGUUACACAGAGAAAAAAAGGUUCUGGUCUGCCAUCUGAUAAGAUAUGUCUACAAUUGAUAUGGGUCACGUCACCUGCAAAAAGACUCGACUUUUUCUUCACUCCCGAUGAUACGGCAGCAUAUAUCUGUCAGUAUGUCUUUGAUCAUUGGCCGGACGAAUGGAAAGAAGCAACCGUAGCAUCAGCACAUGUACUAAAGCUAAUACACCAGGGGAGAUUUCUUCAUGGAAGUGUAUCUAUCGGAGCCUUAAAUUUACCUCUUGGGAAACGCAGUGUGAUGCACUUAGUAGCUAGGGAAAAUUUGCCUGAACCGCCAUCGCAAGGACAAUCUAAGAGAGAAAAAGCGGAAAGGCAAAGUCGCUGCUGCAAUAUUUUGUAAAUUUACCCAUAUUUCAGUGUACCACGUUUAAUUACCUGUUAAAUGUUUAGUUAAUUUUUAAAAAAUCAUAUGUAAUAUAAUGUAUAAAUUAUUGCACGGAAAUUAUGGCCAAUGUGAGGCGAGAGAAUUUUGCUGCAAUUGCUCAAGAUAUGAAGAAAUUUUCAUUUGCUUUUGUUGAUUACAUCCUUCAAAAUAUUUGGACGCGAGAAUGAGGAAACGACCUCUCCCCCCUGUCCGGCAUUCAAUCAUCGAUUUAACGAAGUUUGUAGCUAGCUACAUUAUACGUACAAAUGUCUAACAGAAAGACGUUUUAUCUAGGUGUAAAUGUUUCAACAUUUAUUGAAACAAAUGAUUUUAUUUUAAAUUUAUUAUUUCUUGUGUAAGCUACAAUUGAACCUCCCAGACUUUUAAAGAAAAAACAUAAAAUUUCAACAGUUCGCCUUAUGUGCUCGCUGUUUUGUAUGUAGUAUAGUUUAUAUCUUUGUUUGUAUAUCAUGUUGUCAUUGAAAAAUAUCUUAAUAGUUUAUGGA